Solanum stenotomum is the source of this 991-nucleotide messenger RNA. RefSeq lists its product as uncharacterized. NCBI's taxonomy places the organism in Eukaryota, Viridiplantae, Streptophyta, Magnoliopsida, Solanales, Solanaceae. The record is from RefSeq and is a predicted model, not a curated record. Bases 147 to 788 code for a protein of 213 amino acids. The transcript has 6 exons.
UGACCACAUUAGUAUUUUUCUAAAUUCCCACGUCUUCAGAAACUUCCAUUUGAAAAAAAAAAAAUACCCUCCAUCUUCACCCAUUUAAUACCCAAAAAUCUCACACAAAAACCCAUCAAAAAUUCAGCUGAUUCUUGAUUUCAGCUAUGGCUUCAAUUCAUAUCAUUGCAAUUUUCUCUCUAAAUCUUCUUUUUCUUCUACCAAUAUUGUCCUCUGCAAACAAUGCUCUGCCUCCUAUCUUCUCCCCCAUUUUUGAUAAUGUGUGUGAAAAAGUGAAUUGUGGUAAAGGGAGUUGUAAAGCUUCUUCAAAUGCUACUUUUGGUUUUGCGUGUGAAUGUGAUGCUGGCUGGAAGCAAACCAGUUCAGAAAAUGAUAAUUUUUGGAAGUUUCUUCCUUGUGUAGUUCCCAAUUGUACUGUAAAUUUCUCCUGUGGAGAGGAGGCUCCUCCUGCUCCAGCCCCUGAUAGACGCUCUAAUACAUCGUUCUUUGAACCGUGUCAUUGGGCUGAUUGUGGAGGAGGCUCGUGCAAUAAGACCUCUCCCUUCACAUAUUCUUGUGCUUGCCAAGAGGGUUACUACAAUAUACUCAAUCAAACUGGUUUCCCUUGCUUCAGAGAAUGUGCUCUCGGAAUGGAUUGUGCUCAGCUAGGUUUUGAUAUAACGAACAAGACAUCUUCUCCUCCGAGUUUGUCUGAUGACAGCAAAAGUAUAGCUAUUUCGGUUUUUGGUGGUGGCUAUGGCUGGUUGAUCAUAACAGUUGCAUCUAUCGCUUCGGUUUUGUUGAUAUAGUUGCUCUUGCAUUGAUGAAUAAGCAAGUUAUUUUGCAGCUAGUUUGGCUUGGGAUAUCAUAAUUUGUUAAUCUGAUACAAAUGAUUUAGAAAAUUUUGCUUUGUUAUAUAGGCCAUAGGCAGAUUGUAUUCCACUUUCUUAUGACAUUGAGUUAUAUGUAUUCCCUGUAUAUAACAUUCUGGGGUUGAUAUUUUUGAAAUUUU